Dichomitus squalens LYAD-421 SS1 is the source of this 1053-nucleotide messenger RNA. RefSeq lists its product as uncharacterized. Gene Ontology annotation, biological process: retrograde vesicle-mediated transport, Golgi to endoplasmic reticulum. Lineage: Eukaryota; Fungi; Basidiomycota; Agaricomycetes; Polyporales; Polyporaceae. The transcript is spliced from 4 exons. Bases 10 to 1053 code for a protein of 347 amino acids. The record is from RefSeq and is a predicted model, not a curated record.
CCGCCCGCCAUGGCCGACGCAAAAGCACGCGCAGAAGCACGCAGGAAAGCAAUCCUCGCCCGCGGCGGCGACCGCCUCGCCCGCAUCACCACCUCCGCCCGCGGCGAGGAGGCCACAGCGUACAUGAAGGAUGCACCUUCACUGCCCAGUCGUACAGGCUUGACUGACUUUGUCGGCGAAACGUCAGAUAUGCCCACUCCCCCUGCCUCUACUCCAGGCUCCCGCAACGUCAGCGGUGCCCCUGCGUCGCAUGCAUCCCCGUUUCAAGCAGCCGGCCUCGGUGCUUCUGCGCCCGAUCCAUCCGUCUGGUCAGAAGAGCAGCAACAACAGUUCAUGAACGCUCUCAUCGGUGCCGCCGCCUCUGGCCGCUUCCCAGGAGCAGGGGCGGGGGUGGGUGCCCUCCCGGAGCAGCCACGCCCGCGCGCCCCGUCAACUGCGUCAUCAACGACCGCCGUCGCACCGUCCAUCGCGGGCUCUCCCGCCCCCCCUCUCACAGACGACCCCAUGGCCGCCCUCAUGAAUGCAUUACAGCAGGGAGGUGCUGGCACACCCCCUGGCUUCCAGUUCCCCGGCGCGGGCAUGGCACCCGCCGAGACCGUCUCUUUAAAACCGAAGACGCUUCUACAGAAACUAAUGCCGGUAAUACACAUCAUAUCCGCGUGGGCUUUGCUCGCGUACUUCGCGCUCUGGAAGGAGCCGGAGGCGUAUGACGCGAAAACGUACGGUUCCCGAGAGUCUCUGUGGAGGCGGUGGGCGGAGCUGAGUUGGAAGAUCCCAGAAGAUGGAUGGGGCGUGCAGGCUGUUCCAUUCUUCUGGGCGUUCACCACCCUCGCGCUCGUCCUCCACUCAUGGCGCAUAUUCACGAGACUUGACCCUAUUCAGCCCCCGAUGCUUCUUGCGUUUGCACUACCGCAUCUUCCUUCCCCAUUACCCGCUAUCAUUACGAAUGGCCUGAAGUACCUGCAAAUAGGUGGCAUCCUCUUCGAUGAUAUCUCCGCGCUGCUUGUGGGGAUAGGACUUCUCGUUUGGAUCGCGACUUGGUUUGCGGCUUGA